CAAAGAGACGAGUCUUGAGUCUGGCCGUACAGAGCAUCAUCACGCGUCAGUCGCUUUUGGCCCUCAGUGUCAUAACGAGACAUUCCCGAUUCCGCCAAGCCCGCCGUUCCGCUGCCAUUGUUCUGUCAUGGCUUCUGCGGAUGUGCUCUCGGACUCGUACAUCACACUGACGCCCACGGCGGCGUCCAGCAGCCAGAGGGGAGGCGCGCACUCAGCGCCAGCCAGUGACGUGCUGGCCCGCAAACGGGCGGCGGCCGCAAAGCGCAAAGCCUCGAUGGAGAUCAUGAAGGUGAACGAGCCGGAGCCUGAAGACGACACUGACCGGGACUCGUCUCGAACCGAGACUGAUCGCAGCUCGGAAAUCGGCAACGGUGACACCACUAGCACAGACGGAGACGACGUCUCCACUAGUUCGAUAGUGAUUCCAGAUUCGGACGAAGAGGACGAGGAAGACAAGGAAGAAGAAGAAAGUGAAAACGAAGAUGUCAUACCAACCUACGUGUGUGAACUGCAUGACCCCAAGCCAGUGCUUGUCGCCGAGCAGAUUCCAUGCAACCGCGUAGACAUCAAUUCGUGUGAGGCGAGCAACGGAAUUACAGAUACCUUGCUGUUCCGUUAUGAGAUUUCAGUGGGGCGUGCACAGCAAACGUUUGAAUGCUCGCCGUCCAGAGCGUUGGAAGUAUUUAAAAAGCUCUCUAGAGACAAAAAGUGUGCAGAUCAGCUGCGGUUCAUCGAGGUGAACUGCCUAAAGGACGGAUUGAUGGGAUCACUGAAGCGGAUGUACGUGUCCCCAGAACAGAUCUCGAUGGAAGUAAAGGACGUACUGGAGGCCAUUUCGGACGUGGACCCAGUGCUCAUGAACGCCACGUAUCUUGAUCUCGUGGGUGCAACGAAGGGGUCGACUUUGUCGCGAGAAAUCGAGAAGCUUCUGGAGUCGCACAGCAAGGCACCAGGGGCCGAUGCGCCGUGUAUGUGCGACACCUACUACAAGUCAGUAAAGCGCUACGGCGACUUCUUCCGCGAACAAGCAGCAACUGCUAACAACCAGUACCGCCAGUCGACUGUAGCCAGUGAGACUCUCAUGAGAUCCCGCGGUGUGCUAUCGUACUAUACAGACACCAUUUAUAUCUUGGACAAGCGUGAGUUUCGCCCAUUGCAUGGACUCAAGCUGUGCAACGUGUACGGCUUCGGUCGCCGCAAACUAUUCGAGAUCGUGCGUGUGUCCCGCAAGCAGUGGUCGAUACGCCAUGUAAACUACGGCGAAAUCUACACAUUGUCGUUGAAGAAAUACGCCGGUGGCGUACAUCACAUGGUGGCGGUGAAGCGCAUGGUUCCCGACGUGCAGAAGGGAGGGCUACGACAGGAGAACGUGUGUUUCGUUAAGAAAUCCAAGAGCCAGGGGUAUCGUUGCCUGCUCAACUCUGAGGUGAUAUCGCAGGGUAAAGUCACGACGUCCAUUUCGAUCCAGAAGCCCAAGUCGCCCCCAGGGGACCCCAACUUCCACUACAUGACCAUGAGCGAGGUGUCCGGUCCGUCGCGUGCGUCGAUUUGUAGCAGUACGCUCAGUGUCCCGUGCGAGCGCUACAAAAACGUCCAGCGUUUGAAUGUGAGCGGUGGCAGCGACAUCGUGACGUACAUUGCACUGGCCGCGAGCUACGACAUUCUUGUCGGCGCCCUAAGCUACUGGAUGGAGCGCAAAUAUUGAGAGCGCUAGUAUUAGAUCCUGGGGUUGAAGCGAGGUGUAAGUAUAAGGUGUCCAAAUAUUCAAAAGUGCUCAAAAAUUGACGCUCAUUUCGUAUCCGUAUGACACCCGGUCGCUAAACGAAUGUGUCUGGCAAAGAGAAUCCAUGACAUCCGUCCUCAUUGACAAUUGGGCAACUACAAAGAAAUGUUUUGGUGGUGAGGAUCUC
Phytophthora nicotianae INRA-310 is the source of this 1910-nucleotide messenger RNA. RefSeq lists its product as hypothetical. Bases 128 to 1705 code for a protein of 525 amino acids. The transcript is spliced from 2 exons. The record is from RefSeq and is a predicted model, not a curated record. Lineage: Eukaryota; Oomycota; Peronosporomycetes; Peronosporales; Peronosporaceae.